AUGCUUGUGCACCUAAGUGUCGUUUUACUGUCGCAGUGGAACGUAAUUUUCCAGGCAACGAUCGGGUAUCAAUUGGCGGAGCGAUCAAGGGAUAAAAUAGCGUCGUGGACGCACGCAUUGGUACAAUCUACCCACUCUGGUCUUAGUAAUAUAGGGGAUCAAGAUGCCGGUAUUGUCGUAGUACAAAAAGACGAAAAUGACAUAGUUCAAAUUGUGUUCCAUGAUACCACCUUCCGAUGCCGAGUAGAAGACGUGGACUGGGAUAUACUACUCUGGCAAUCAACGGAGAUAACGGCAUGUCACGCCACGAAAACAUCGCCAGUCCCCCAAUUUCGUUUGCUACGCUAUCCAGUCGACUUGCCACGGCAAUUUUACGCGUCCUGGAAUGGACACUCUAGUCUCGAACAGGUCCGAAUUGCCAGUCAAGUAUACGGUUCCAAUCAAACGCUGUUACAAUUGCCUACGUUUCAGCAGCUGCUUGGUGAACAACUGGUCGCACCUUUUUUCCUCUUUCAAAUCUUUUGCGUUGUCCUGUGGUCGUUGGACGAGUAUUGGUACUACGCUAUAUUCACAUUGUUCGCGCUACUCAUGUUCGAAUCUACCGUCGCCUACAAUCGGCUCCAAUCCCUGCAACGACUGCAUCGAGCCGGCCACAAGGGCGAUCAGCGAAUUUGGGUACAACGGGGCAUCGCACCGACAACGGCAGCAACAGACAAAACCAAUUUGAGACUGCAAUGGAUGUACGUACCGACCAAAGAAUUGGUACCGGGCGAUAUGGUAUCGCUGAGUGUGGCUCAGGACGGGACACCUACCAACGUUCCGGCCGAUUUGUUGCUGGUUAAGGGCACUGCCGUUUGUGACGAGGCCUUGUUGACUGGAGAAUCCGUCCCUCAGCUCAAACAAGCAUUGGAUGUGAGUAAGGGCAAUUCAUCAAUGCGACUGGAUCUACAAGACAAUGCCUGCAAAGAAUCGAUUUUGUUCGGCGGUACCAAUUUGCUGGUCGGAUCAUCUUCGACCGAGGAAGCUCUAGAUGAAAAGGGUACGAUUACUCCAGAUAAAGGCGUCAAGUGCAUUGUUCUUCGGACUGGCUUUGAAACUGCCCAAGGUAGCCUGCUGCGGACGAUGGCGCAUUCUUCUAGAAGUGCCGAUGGUGUUCACACCUGGGAUACUUUUGUUUUUAUCUUGAUGCUCAUUAUAUGUGCCAUUGGCGCCGCGACGUGGGUGCUCAACGAGGGAUGGUACGACGAGCGUCGCAAUAGAUUUCGCCUUGUACUGCAUGUUGUAAUUAUCGUGACGUCAGUGGUUCCGCCCGAGCUGCCUAUGGAGUUGUCUCUUGCUGUUACUAACAGCGUAGCGGCUUUAAUACAACGCUCACAAGUCCAUUGUACGGAACUCUUUCGCAUUCCGUGGGCUGGUGAAGUCGACGUUUGCUGCUUCGACAAAACAGGGACGUUGACUAGCGAUGAGAUGCGUUUGCGAGGCGUUCGCCUUUUUGAAAGCAAUGGCAACACCACCAAGGAUGAGGAAACUGGAUUGGUGCAUCCGGAUGAUACUGACCUGCCGUGGCCAGUGACGCGAGUCAUGGCUGCUUGUCACUCUCUGGCACUGGCCGGAUUUCAACGAGGAAACAAGCUGCCACGUGUGGUUGGUGAUCCUCUGGAACAAGCUGUGCUGUCUCACACGGGAUAUCGUCUGGUAGGGAACAAUGUCAUUACGCAUGUUGAUCCUACGAGCUCACCAAUCAUUUGCAAAUCGAUGACGAUCCUCCACCGAUUCUCGUUCUCUUCAAAGCUCAAGCGUAUGACAGUUCUGGUCUCCGAAGAGGGAGGGGAAGGUGCUGUGUGGGCCCUCAGUAAGGGAGCACCGGAGACAAUCAAACAGCUCCUAUCGCCCGAUGCAAUUCCAUCCAACUACGACGAAGUUUCUUUCUACCAUAUGAGUAGAGGUCGACGUGUUCUGGCUAUGGCGUACCGAGAAGCCGGAACCAUUCACAAGUUGCAAGCAUUGAAGAACCUUGGUAGAGAUAGUGUCGAACGAAGACUUCUCUUUGCUGGAUUCUUGGUGCUCGAUUGUCCGCUAAAGCCGGAUUCGAAGUCGGUUGUGGCUGAGCUACAAGCAAGUGGGCACAAGGUCGUGAUGAUUACGGGUGACGCGAUUUUGACUGCCGGCGAAGUUGCUAGACAAGUGGGAAUUGUACCAGGAGAGUCCUCUAGAAAGGAACACUUAUACCGUAUAAGAGAACGAAAAGAAAAGCCUACGCGCUCGCCCGAUGUACUCACAGCUUUUGAAUGUGUAGCCCUAAGAGAGAAGGAUGGCGAUUUCCAUCCAAUUAUUUUGUCGAAGGAAAAGACUAGAACUUUUGCCGAAAAAACACAAGCCGUAUUGAAGGAUCUAGUGCCGUUGAUUUCUGUGUUUGCCCGACACGCGCCGCACCAAAAGGAAGCCGUUGUUGCGGCUUUCAAUCACGGUGGCUACCACACACUCAUGUGCGGGGACGGGACGAACGAUGUUGGUGCUCUGAAACGCGCUCACGUGGGCAUUUCCAUCAUCAGUGCGCCUGAAGUGGAGGCCAAGCAGCGUAAGGCGGCUAAAAAAAUGUCCAAACUGAAAAAGAGUGCAAAAAGGAACGGUACUGCAACUCGAGCACGUCCGACAAACAAUGCCUGGGAGGAAUCGUUGCAUCAAUUGCAGGAAGCCCAAGAGGAACUCGACAACGUCGAGCUUGGUGAUGCGUCAGUUGCAGCACCCUUUACUUCCCGUGCCGUAAGUAUAAAGUGCUGCAAGGAUGUCAUUCAACAAGGGCGUUGUACUUUGGUGACCAUGCUACAGAUUUACAAAAUUCUGGGUGUGAAUUGCUUGGUGAACGCCAUGGUACUGAGCAAGCUGUUCCUACACGGCGUCAAACAAGGCGAUCGGCAGUUGACAGUCCUGGGGUUGGGCGUGGCGGCACUCUUUUUCUUCGUUACGCGCGCCGAGCCGCUACCAACGCUGUCCCACACCCGCCCUCCCGUGUCGGUCUUGUCCAGGCAAGCACUCUUGUCAAUUGGGUUGCAGUUUGCCGUACACAUUGUCGCAAUCCUGUUGGCCACGGAAACGUCGUUACGAUUGGUGGAUCCGUACGAUCCUUCGCUCGUCCCCGAUGGUCCAUUCAACCCUAACGUACUCAAUACGUGCACCUUUCUAUUGACGUGCGUGUCAACAAUCAACACAUUCGCCGUCAACUACCGUGGUCGUCCGUUUAUGCAAGAUUUGCGGGAGAACCGAAUGUUGUACCGUUCGCUGCAGCUUAGUUACUUGAUACUAGCUUUGAGCGUAUGGGAAGUGUUUCCACCCUUGAAUGAUUUAUUGCAGUUGACGGCGUUACCCAACGUGACUGAAUUGUUAACCCUGCAGGAGGGUGGCAGCAAUAGUGUCGGGGUGCCGUUGCCGUGGAUGCCACUGAUCCAAACGGUAGGAUUUCCGGCAUUCCUUAGUGGUCUCAUGGUCGUUGAUACGGUACUAGCCUUUCAAGUGGAAUCCAUGGUACUCCGCUACGUUCCGGAUUAA
This is a messenger RNA of Phaeodactylum tricornutum CCAP 1055/1, 3546 nucleotides long. RefSeq names its product atpase2-p5. Gene Ontology annotation, cellular component: endoplasmic reticulum membrane. The record is from RefSeq and is a predicted model, not a curated record. The coding region runs from base 1 to 3546 and encodes 1181 amino acids. NCBI's taxonomy places the organism in Eukaryota, Bacillariophyta, Bacillariophyceae, Surirellales, Neidiaceae. Gene Ontology annotation, molecular function: ATP binding; P-type ion transporter activity; ATP hydrolysis activity. The transcript has 2 exons. Gene Ontology annotation, biological process: intracellular calcium ion homeostasis.